AGUAAAGAAAAAGACGUCUGGAAAAUAUUAUCCGUUUGCUGCUGCUGAGAAACCUCACUGCAACAGUUACUCGGUCAGCAAGGCAUCACCAAAGAGACUUUAUCUGAUGCUGUACAUCUUUCAAACUUUCAGACGCUGCCUUGCAACUUCUCCAGGCUCCAGGCUAGCCGGGUUUGAAAUAAGAUCUUCAGCUUCGACCACGAGAAACUAACUCCUAAUUUAUUACUUCUAACUUUUUUUAAUUAUUAUUAUUAUUAUUAUUUGAAAAAAAAAACCCUCCCACAAUUUUGUGCUAGAAACUGAAAAAGAAAGACAAAUAUAUUCUGAUUGUUGAAAACACGUGGGAGAAAAUGAGCAGGACUGAAUAGACUUAAACGAUUUUUUUUUUUAUUUUAAAAUAUUUUUUUAUUUCCGAGCGUCUCAAUAAGUCCCUGAAAAGUGCGAUUUGAUCUUUUUACCUCAAACUUGGAAACUGUUCUGCGGGAGCAACGGUACGUGAGACCACACAGCUGGCUGGAGCCCCUCUAUGACCAAAGGACAGAAGGAUAAACAAGAUGCAUUGUGAGAGGUUUAUAUGUAUCCUGAGAAUACUUGGAACCACACUCUUCGGGGUGUCCCUAUUGCUGGGAAUCACCGCUGCUUACAUUGUGGGCUACCAGUUCAUCCAAACUGACAACUACUACUUCUCCUUUGGACUCUAUGGUGCUAUCCUGGCAUCACAUCUCAUCAUCCAAAGCCUGUUUGCCUUCCUAGAACACAGGAAAAUGAAGAGGUCGCUAGAGACUCCAAUCAAGCUGAACAAAACUGUUGCCCUUUGUAUUGCUGCCUAUCAAGAGGAUCCUGACUACUUAAGAAAAUGUUUACUUUCUGUGAAAAGAUUGACCUACCCUGGAAUUAAAGUUGUUAUGGUCAUUGAUGGGAACUCAGAAGACGACGUUUACAUGAUGGACAUUUUUACUGAAAUCAUGGGUAGGGACAAAUCUGCUACUUAUAUCUGGAGUAAUAACUUCCACAACAAAGGUCCGGGUGAGACGGAGGAGUCUCACAGAGAGAGCAUGCAACACGUAUCUCAGCUGGUCCUGUCCAAUAAAAGUGUUUGCAUCAUGCAGAAAUGGGGUGGAAAAAGAGAAGUAAUGUACACAGCAUUCAAAGCACUGGGGAGAAGCGUGGACUAUGUACAGGUCUGUGAUUCAGAUACAAUGCUUGAUCCAGCCUCAUCUGUGGAGAUGGUAAAGGUUUUAGAAGAAGAUCCAAUGGUUGGAGGAGUUGGAGGUGAUGUGCAGAUCUUGAACAAAUACGAUUCCUGGAUAUCCUUUCUGAGCAGCGUGAGAUAUUGGAUGGCAUUUAACAUAGAAAGAGCCUGUCAGUCCUACUUUGGCUGCGUCCAGUGCAUCAGUGGACCUCUGGGAAUGUACAGAAACUCUUUACUCCAUGAAUUUGUGGAAGAUUGGUACAACCAAGAAUUUAUGGGCUCCCAGUGCAGCUUCGGAGAUGACAGGCAUCUAACUAACAGAGUGCUAAGUCUGGGCUAUGCAACAAAAUACACAGCUAGAUCCAAGUGCCUUACUGAAACACCAAUAGAGUAUCUCAGGUGGCUGAAUCAGCAGACCCGCUGGAGUAAAUCCUACUUCAGAGAGUGGCUUUAUAACGCGAUGUGGUUCCACAAGCACCAUUUGUGGAUGACCUAUGAAGCUGUAAUCACUGGAUUCUUUCCUUUCUUCCUUAUCGCCACAGUCAUUCAGCUCUUCUACAGGGGAAAAAUCUGGAACAUCCUCCUCUUCUUGUUGACAGUUCAGCUAGUGGGCCUGAUAAAGUCUUCCUUUGCCAGCUUCCUUAGGGGCAACAUUGUCAUGGUUUUCAUGUCACUCUACUCAGUGUUGUACAUGUCAAGUUUACUGCCAGCAAAGAUGUUUGCAAUUGCCACGAUAAACAAAGCAGGGUGGGGCACGUCAGGAAGAAAAACCAUUGUAGUUAAUUUUAUAGGACUAAUUCCAGUCUCCAUUUGGUUUACAAUCCUCCUCGGUGGUGUAAUUUUCACUAUCUACAAGGAAUCGAAAAAGCCAUUUUCUGAGUCAAAACAGACAGUUCUCAUCAUUGGCACAAUACUCUAUGCGUGUUACUGGGUUAUGCUUUUGACUUUGUACUUGGUUCUGAUCACCAAGUGUGGCAGGCGGAAGAAAGAGCAACACUAUGACAUGGUGCUAGAUGUAUGAUGUUUCCUUGGGAAGUCACCCAGAGAGUUGUAAAGCAACCCAACCACCUUGUAGUAUCUGUGGCAUCGGAUGGGUGAUGCCAAGGGAAAUGGAUCAUUGCUGCUGGGAAUAGGACAUUUAUAUUCCUCUGGGUUCAUUUUCAUCCUGCCAAAGUAAGGAAAAAAAAAACUAUUUAAAAAAAUGACUUUUUUUUUUUUUUUUUUUUUUUUUUUUAAUUUUCAAGGGGAGAAAAUGCAAACCACACAGUUUCAACCUGUUCACAAGAAAAUGGGAGAACUUCUAUGUUUAUGCACUUUUCAUUGUGCAUAUGCCUGACAGUGUUAUGUUCUAUAUACCUCACUGGUCAUGCUUAUGUGUGUGGACAGGAAGGGAAGGAGUUUAGCGAAUAGAGAAAAGGAUCUUACAACCCCUUGCAACCUAAUUUAUGAACUUCUCUUUUUUUAUAGUUCUGUUUAUAGGAAGGGUCUUUUUUGUGUUAGGCUGCCAAAUGUAAUGCCAAAGGUAAAUUUUAAGAGGCGAUUGGCUGAGCUGUAUUUUUAUAUUUUUGUAUUAUUUGUGUGUGUGUAUUUUUAAGCCAACUUUUUUUUUUUUAAAUCACAUAUUUUAUAUUUUACUAUCUGC
Molecule: messenger RNA, 2834 nt
Organism: Calypte anna (Anna's hummingbird)
Lineage: Eukaryota; Metazoa; Chordata; Aves; Apodiformes; Trochilidae
Gene: HAS2
Product: hyaluronan synthase 2
Exons: 4
Coding region: 555-2213 (552 amino acids)
Biological process (GO): extracellular matrix assembly; hyaluronan biosynthetic process
Molecular function (GO): hyaluronan synthase activity
Source: RefSeq, a predicted model, not a curated record